This is a messenger RNA of Marasmius oreades (fairy-ring Marasmius), 1118 nucleotides long. RefSeq lists its product as uncharacterized. Lineage: Eukaryota; Fungi; Basidiomycota; Agaricomycetes; Agaricales; Marasmiaceae. The transcript has 4 exons. The coding region runs from base 207 to 965 and encodes 252 amino acids. The record is from RefSeq and is a predicted model, not a curated record.
CAACUCGCCAUAACCACGGGUACAUUUAGUCAACAUGCGCGCUGCGCGUUUUCAGAGGCGUUCUGGUAAUCUGUAGUCUGCGUUCGUCCUUUCUCCGUCGGGCAUUUAUAAUGGACACGUCCCAGCCUGGUCCUUGAUUUCUUCCCCAAAAAUCCUGUCGACCUGCCCGAUAGCAACGCUACCUUCCCUGGUUCCCAUUACCCUAGAUGAUUUCCCUUCAGCUCACGUUCCUUCCAAUCGUCCUUUCCACAUUUUUCCUUCAUCCGAUACACGGCUUAACUGUGUCCGAGAUACAAGCACGGAACAGAAACUCUUCUCUCGCUGACCGAGGUCUACAGAAGCGUUUUGGCGACGCCAGAUUCACCUUCUAUGACCCUGGACUUGGUGCCUGUGGAGGGACAAACAGUAAUUCUGAUUUCAUUGUCGCGCUGAAUGCUCCCCAAUGGGAUGGUGGAUCGCAUUGUUUCCAAACGAUAACCAUCACGUUUGAAGGGAAAACACAUGAUGCUCAGGUAGUUGAUCUCUGUCCCGGUUGUCCCUAUGGCGGACUCGAUAUGUCGAGGUCCCUGUUCGAUGUGUUUGCUCCGCAAGAUAGAGGCGUCAUUUCUGGCUCAUGGGAAUUCGGAAGUGGUGGCGGUGAAAGUGAAGGUGGUGAACAACAGACCAGCACUAGUGCCCCUCCACCGCCACCAGAAACCGCGACAGAGAAGUCAACUGCGCCACCACCACCGACGGCGGCGGCGACAACUUCCGCCACUUUUAUCACUUCGGCCACAACGAGGUCGAUAUUUUCCGUAACGACCUCGACCGUUUCCGAAACGACCUCGACCGCGUCGACGUCGGCCUCAGCUACGUCGACCGGUGUUGGCUUCCCACACCCCGGCGGUGUUUUCGUGCAAUUGGGGUCUGGAAUUGGGGACUUCGCUGCCAUUGUGGUGGCCGCUGCUACCGAGGGGUUGAACUGAUGAUGGCCAUCGCGGGCGAUGCUAUCAGUGAUACUACCAUGGCGCAUAGAUUGAGUUAUCUAUCUAUUAUUAUGGUAUAUAGACUCAUAGACACAAGUGUAGAGUUCGUACUAGUAUCAGCUAGCAACGAUGUGUAUUCCUAGGAUAACUGUC